Messenger RNA from Prorocentrum cordatum, 666 nucleotides. The record is from the annotation of a GenBank genome assembly. Lineage: Eukaryota; Dinophyceae; Prorocentrales; Prorocentraceae.
AUGUAUUCUGGCAGCUUGUACGGUACCAUGUCCCUGGUGCUCAUGUAUGGCACGAUCGAGCGGUUGGUCUUCCCUCGCGGUCCUGGCACGGUCAUCACGCCUGAUGGCGACGUUCACGAGGAAAGUAUGACCCCCGACCCCGACAUCUCGGCACUGAUCAUUCUGUCAGUCCAAGGGGAGCGCUCCCCAGGCGUGCGUGGGUAUGGCUUCAGGUCCCUCCCCACCGACAUCGAGGUGUGGGCCGCCAUCGCGGAGGUGACCGUGGUGCUCGGCUUGGCAGCGUGGGCGGGCUGGCUGCGGGCGCUCAGCUCCUCGCCGACCCCGCGCCGCCUGCAGCCGCCGUGGCUGCGCCCGCAGCGGCCCCGCCUGCGGCGGCUGCUGCCCACGCCGGCAGCGCUGGGAGGCGCUGGCGUCGGGAUGCCUGGGCUGGUGGUGGCUCUGGCUGGUGCUGCCGCGCCCGCGGCGGCCGCGUCUGGGGCCCUCGAGCUGCCGGCACCGCCUGCGGCCGCCGGGCCUGGCCUGCGCUGGGUGCGCCCGCUGGUGGUGGGCGCGGCGCGGCCGGUGUGGCGGCAGCCCCCGCGGUGGCCAUCGAGGCGCGUGGCGAUAGCUGAUCGGUGGAGGGACUUCCGCGAGCGCACCAUGCUGCACUCCUGCGCCAGCUGGCAG